AAACCCUCAGCCUUUUUUAAAAAACAAAAUUAUUUAUUUAGGAAACCCUCGUUCAGUCGCCUCGCUCUGUUUUUUCUUGUGUCUGAGGAUUUGACGGAGUUGCACCAGUUUUCCCCCCAUUGGAGUAUGUUCUGAUCAAGCGUACGCCUUCCGAUUACUAAUCCUUCCUACAGAAAUCAAUCAAUUCUCGACUUAAAAAUUAUCGGAUUCGAAGCCGGGAUGGUUCGUUGUUCUUGAAGAAUUUCUCCAUUGAUUCAUUCCACUAAAUACCAUACGCAUCGACUUGCGAAUGAGAUUAUCCAAAAAUCUCCUGCCGAAGAAACAGUGCAUUGCUGGCUGAUCUAAGUUACCACCCUCAAAUCUCAACACUACUUGGACAAAGUCCAGCUGUAGCUAAUGGCUUCAGCCCCAUCAAAGCUUUAUGCAGAUGAUGCUAGCCUUUUAAUGGUUCUGUUAGACACAAAUCCAUUCUUCUGGAGCACAUCAUCUCUUGCUUUCUCUCAGUUUCUUUCUCAUGUUCUUUCAUUUCUAAACUCGAUCUUGCUCUUAAAUCAACUUAACCAAGUGGUAGUUAUUGCCACGGGAUACAGCUCCUGUGGUUAUAUCUAUGAUUCAUCUUCAGCAACGAAUAUGAGCAAUGAAAAUGGGGGAAUGCCGGCCCUCUAUUCCAGUUUGUUGUGGAGUUUGGAGGAGUUUCUUAACAAAGAUGAGCAAUUGAGUAAGGGAGAGCCUGAGGGGAAGAUUGCAUCUUCGCUGCUGUCUGGAUCACUUUCCUUAGCAGUUUGCUAUAUACAGAGGGUUUUCCGUUCUGGACCACUCCAUCCACAGCCUCGAAUUCUGUGUUUGCAGGGAUCUCCUGAUGGGCCGGAGCAAUAUGUGGCAAUAAUGAAUGCAAUAUUCUCUGCACAACGUUCUAUGGUUCCCAUAGAUUCUUGCUGUGUAGGUGCUCAUAAUUCUGCCUUCCUGCAACAGGCUUCUUACAUAACGGGUGGUGUAUAUGUAAAGCCCCAACACUUGGAUGGAUUGUUUCAAUACUUAACGACAGUUUUUGCUACUGAUUUGCAUUCACGCUGUUUUUUACAACUUCCAAGACCUGUUGGUGUUGAUUUCAGGGCCUCGUGUUUCUGCCAUAAAAACACAAUUGACAUGGGCUACAUAUGUUCUGUUUGCUUGUCCAUAUUCUGUAAGCAUCAUAAGAAAUGCUCAACCUGUGGGUCAGUGUUUGGUCAGGCUCAGGCCAAAUCAGAUGUUGCCUCAGCAUCUGAUCGAAAGAGAAAGACCCCAGAAGCAUGAGUUUUUACCCUAUAAUGUACUCCUGUUUUUCUUAAUGGUUCAUUUUUUUAGUGCUUUAUCUAGUCCUAAUUCGUCACACCUAUGUCUUGAACCUAUAAAAAUAUGUAACGACAAUGAACGAUUGUUUUAUUGCUUCGUUUACAAGCAUUAGAUUAGUA
Tripterygium wilfordii is the source of this 1451-nucleotide messenger RNA. Its product is annotated as general transcription and DNA repair factor IIH subunit TFB4. Bases 397 to 1293 code for a protein of 298 amino acids. Lineage: Eukaryota; Viridiplantae; Streptophyta; Magnoliopsida; Celastrales; Celastraceae. The record is from RefSeq and is a predicted model, not a curated record. Gene Ontology annotation, biological process: nucleotide-excision repair; regulation of DNA-templated transcription. Gene Ontology annotation, cellular component: transcription factor TFIIH holo complex; transcription factor TFIIH core complex. The transcript has 12 exons.